CCCGCAUCUCCCGCCUUACGCACGCGUAGUUGGGAUAACGGGGCACAAGCGUGACUGGAGGCGAUCGGAAGUGUGGUCUCGGGGAAAGGGCACACCUAAUCUACUAAUAAGUUUGAGGGAAACGCCAAGAGUUUGCUAGUAUGGAACUCACUAAAGAGAUGUCUGGGAUACGCCAACAGUUUGCUGAUAUGGAACUCACCGGAGACCUGUCCAGUGACACCACACCAAAUAUCCGACCAGAGAAAAGUCCAUCUGGGGCAUCCGCGGAAGGUGAAUCUGGAUCUCAGAACAGCAGGAAGAGCUUCGAUCUUGUUGUGUUUAAUGCUCUCAUGGUGCCCCCAGAGCAGUUUGCAAGUCAAAUCACAUUGCUGGACGCCACUGUCUUCAGAUCGAUCCAGCCUGAGGCAUACUCAGUAAGUCUACAGAAUAGUAAUUACAGCAGGAUCAGCGAAGGAUCAACCAGAGAAUUGUCCAGUUGUGCAUGGAACAAGAAGGGAAAGUACUCCUUGGCUCCGAAUAUUGUAGCUUCUACCAGAAGAUUUAAUCAGGUCAGUUUCUGGGUGGUCAGAGAAAUUCUCACCAAGCAGAUACUUAAAACAAGAGCUGACAUUCUCAGCCACUUUAUCAAAAUGGCAAAACUGCUGAGCAGGAAAGAUAAGGCUACGUUUGAAAAACUGGAGACUCUCUUGUCCAAAGAAGAUAACUAUAAGGAACUAAGGGCUUACAUCAGCUGCUUGAGAAAUAAACCAUGCAUCCCAUAUUUAGGAAUGUACCUGUCUGAUCUCACCUACAUUGAUGCAGCGUACCCAGCAACAGCAAGCAUCCUAGAAGAUGAGCAUCGCAGCGAUCAGAUCAACAACAUUUUGCGGGUUAUCAGUGAUUUUCAGCAAUCCUGUGUGUACGAUCUUCCAUCAUUACCUCAUGUCCAGAUUUAUCUGGAUUCUGAACAAUACAUUGAGGAGCUACAAUCCUUCUUGGAGCAAGACAACUACAGACUUUCUCAAUUGCUUGAACCUGUGUCAUGGUCUCCGCGUCGAGCCUCUGAAAGAGAAGCUGAAGGUCCACUGUCCUCCACUGAAGCAGUUGAAUUCUCUGAUGGUGAUGCCACAGCCACGUGUCUGUGCCUGAUGUGUGGGCACAGGAAGUGGAAGAGUGCUGAUUACCACAGUAGGCGAGCGAGCAUCACAGAUCCCAAGAGGGCCUCGUUCCUCAGUGGUCGACCUCACAGUCUCUUGGAUGAUAGUGUGAUGGAAGAUAGUUUGCCGCAGGUGAUGCAGGCUGAAAACCAGCCGGCCUGCGACCACUCUCCAGACGAGUCAUGGCCAGCUACCCAAGAAGAAAGCAGUGAUAAUGAUAAGCAAAGCACACGGCGAACUUUUGAAAGGACUCGACUGUAUCAUUCCCUGGGUACCGAGGCACGGAAAACGCAGAGCUGCAGCGGGGAUGUAGCCGGACCCAUAUUGCCUGAUGGUCAAGGAUGUGCAACCAUUGAAAGUCUUCUGCGGAGGAAAACCAUCCUGAAGAAUGGCAAGAAACCGCUGGUGUCAGCAUGGACAACGUAUUGGGUUGCUCUCUGUAACUACCAGCUGGUCUACUAUGGAGCCAAGAGCUUAAAGUCCACUGAAAGAAAACAGUUUAAGUCGAGUUACUGCAAGAGGUUGUCGAUUGUGGGUUGGACACCUGUCCUGAUUGAAGAUCCAGAGAGCGAGGACAUGUUUCAGCUCACGGACCAUGAACACGGGAAUUCCUACAAGUUUCUGGCCGGCAGCAGAAUGAACGCCAUGCUGUGGUUCAAGCAUCUGAGCAGAGCUUGCAAGACCAACUGGAGACAGCUUCCCACAAACCUAAUGUCUUUUGAAUGAUGUCAGGAAGACCGGAGGGAGAGAUGGAGAUUGUUUUGCAGUUAACAGAUUUAAAUAGAGGGUGUCUGUUCGAUGUGCAAGUGUGCUAAUGAUAUCUUCUGCCCGCAUGGGUUUAUCAGCCUGUCAGAUCUUCAUUUGUGGAGCACAACCAGAGACUGCAGUGACAGUGAUGUUUCAAGCAGAGCGGAAUAAGGUAAAACUGUCCAAGUCCUGCCACUGUCUGACAAAGUGCUGAUGGAAGAUACUGGCCAGCGGCAACUUAUUGGACAUGCCUUCUGACUUUGUGUAUGGCUGGAAGAAAUGUUUACCAAUCUCUUCGGGGACCUUGAAGAUAUUUUGCAGUCUUUGGAACUUAGCCACUGCAUUGAGGAUUUCCUGUUGAUAAUCCUUACUCAUUUGUGGCUCGAAUCCGUGUUUGCACAAAUGGUUUAAAUGUGGGCACGCUGGGGUAACUUCGCUCUCAUCUUUAAAGUAAAAUUAUUUUGACCUUUUCUCCAACCUUCUGUUGCUCGAAGGCAACACAACGUGCCCUUGAGCCUCGGUCAUAACGUUGCUGCAGUGUGCUUGGAGAAUGUCGAUGUUACCCAGUCGCCUUCCACCCUGUUACCAUUCAAACAGUGGAACACCUCAGACUGGGAAUACUUAUCAGGAAUCCCAGAACAGUGAGCUGAAGAUUAACAUAUCCUGUCAGCACUUUACAAGUCUUGGCUGUCCUGGGCAUUGACAAACUAGAUCUACUAAAUCUUGAAACACAGCAGCUGAUUAUGCAUCUGUAAAAGCACGUUGGAAAGAGUACUGUGCAAAGUUUAAAAAAAACUUUCAACAUGGUAGAAGAACAGAAGAAUUACCUUUUGCAUAAAGCUCUGGUAGAAAGGCUCAAAACAACAAAGUCCUUGAUGCUUUUUUAAAAUGCAGUUUUAAUACUUUUAACUCUUGUUUUUACCCCAGUAAUAGGGCUGCAAUGAGCUCUCCAGUUUGUUUGAUGACUCUGUUGCUGCUAAACGUGAAUGGGCUCCCACUGUCCAUUGUUUGUGAGCCUCGAGGUUCCUUCUUACACCAAAUAACCAGAGGUACAAGCCUGUAAUAUCCCUGUCUGAAAUAUAUUAAGUGGGUGGGGUGUGAGAAGGUAAUUUUUCAGCUACAAACCCAGGCUACAAUCUUUCUGCCUCAGGGCUUCAAAAUUCCAACUGGCAUGUUACUGCCAAGCAAAUCCUACUUUAGCCACAACUCCCUGAAUAUGAAUUCCACCUCAGCCGCCCACGGCUGAUUUUGUUAGUUGCUGUUGUUAUACAUGAGAUUGAAUCCAGAUGUUUUAACAGGUCUCACGCUGACCCCUGCUGUAGCGUCACAGAGCCCAGAGUCAGAGCACAAGGAAACAUUGUGAGGUCCACACAAAUCUGGUGUUUCCUCUGUUGGUGAGUCAUAGUUGCUAACUCUGGUUGGGCAUAUCUCUUGGAGAUUUUUUUGUAAUUGCAUGACCUUCCUACUGGGAGAAGCCAUGCUUUGCCUCCUCACCCAGUCCUGUCGUUACUCACCUAAUAAGCCCUACCACUUAUUGGAGAGCGAGUUCCCUUUCAUUAUACAGAUGUCUGCUAGCACCCAUCUUUCCCCGAUAGAAUGUAGAACUUAGAAAACUAAAUGAAAAUAGGUGCUAUACCCCAGUGAUUUAUUUGGCAGAUAAGUUUUAGAAAUUCCCUUUGGUUACUGGGGAGAUUACCUCUGCUGUAUUUGGUUACUGGGGAGAUGACCUCUGCUGCAUUUGGUUACUGGGGAGAUGACCUCUGCUGCAUUUGGUUACUGGGGAGAUGACCUCUACUGCAUUUGGUUUAACUUUUCUAGGUUUCAUCCUUUGUCCAGGAGAAGGUUUGGCCCACCGUGUGUUGAUGUUGGAUUGGGUGUGCCCACGCUUAUGGGUGUCAGUCCUGCACUGGCUGUGUGGCACGUUUUAAUUCCGCGUGAAGCCUUGGUGUUUUUUCUACAUUACUGUCCAGAUGAGAUGCUGUCCAAUAUUCAUCACUUUGUAAAUUCACUCAUCCCACACCACUCACUGUGCUCUUCCCAUAUCCUAACCCCCUCACGGCAUGUAUGUGGCACCACUUUACUGCUUGUGGUGAAGGAGACGCAGCUUUUAUUGGGGAACUGAUUUUAUUCAGUGUAUUGCUGUGCACUUUUAAAGGAUGCCAUUGGAAAGCAGUAAUUUAUUUGAAUCUCUUCAAAUUGCCAGACCUGCUUCUACAGUCCAUAUCUUGCCCUGUUCAGUAUUAUUUUAGUUAUGUCCCUCUCAGAUGGGGGGGCUCCUCACUAUCUGCUGACUGUAAUGGGCAUGACACAUAUUUUUGAUCUCUUAUCGCAGCAUAAUGUUAAAUACUGCUGCACCGGUGACAAAAAUCAGUGCUUCUCAGUGUCCGAUUCCACCUUGGUUCCUGUUUCCCCUCUCCCACAGCCACCUCCGUAAUCCCCAAAUUAAGGAAUUUCCACCCAGAAGAAAAACUGGAUCCAAACCUCAGUGGCAGUAGUGGAGUAUGAAUUGGGGACGAUCGUGCUUGUGGGGUAAUUGGUUUUGUGUGCAGGAGGGGUGUUGAUAACUGAGUAUGUUUGCUUGGCAUGUGAAUUUGUGUGGGAUCCCCACCACCGCCAGUUCUCUGAGGACUCGUGGCUCGAAGGUUGUUCACAGGGAAUGUACAGAUACUGACCUGCUGACAUCUGUGAAUCCGGUCACUGCUAGACCGGAAGGAAUCAGAGAGUCUAAAUAUUCCCAGCUCCUCAGUUAGAUUGGUUCAUCAGACUUGCAGAGAAUGUGGGAGUUUCGUCCUGCAGAGGAAUUGCACUGGUUAAAACUGUACAAGUACCGGCAGGGUCUCAGAUAAAGGUGAUGCAGAACUUAAUCUGACAGCCUUUUUUAGAUUUUAGUUUUAAUAAGUCGCAGAAUAAAAGUGCAAUAAUAUUUAUUACCUUGUCUCUUAUCGCAAUAAAAUUAAUAAUGUAU
Hypanus sabinus (Atlantic stingray) is the source of this 4848-nucleotide messenger RNA. RefSeq names its product ras-specific guanine nucleotide-releasing factor RalGPS2-like. Lineage: Eukaryota; Metazoa; Chordata; Chondrichthyes; Myliobatiformes; Dasyatidae. Gene Ontology annotation, molecular function: guanyl-nucleotide exchange factor activity. Gene Ontology annotation, cellular component: plasma membrane. The record is from RefSeq and is a predicted model, not a curated record. The transcript has 20 exons. Bases 141 to 1862 code for a protein of 573 amino acids. Gene Ontology annotation, biological process: positive regulation of GTPase activity; Ras protein signal transduction.